AUGGCCAAAGAAGCCGAGCCGUUGAUACGCCGUGACGACCCAGCUCCUGUACAAGAAUAUCUUUUGGAGACGGUGAAGUUUGUUUGGAAUUCGAGGACUUGCAGGGGCCAUCCGAUACAUCAAGCCGCAUUGGAGGGGGAUGUGCCACACCUCCAGCGGGUGCUGGCCAAAGAGCCACAGUCAUGCAGCCUGCGUUUCGUGUAUGACACAGAAUUUUUCGGGCAAAAGAUGGAGGGGAGCGGUGAGGCUGUGCAUUUGGCAGCCUCCAGGGGGUUUACUGCUGCGAUCCAGGUUCUCCUGGCUGCCAGGGCAUCCCCGGACGCAAUGGUCACCCGAGAUCACAAGCCACAUUACAACGCCCUUCAUGCGGCUAUUUUUGCAGAAGGAAGAGGAGGUACCACCGAGAUGAUAGAGUGCCUCCUCGCUGCGAGGGCUGAUGCUGGGAGGAAUAUGGAUGGUAAGCUGCCAAUCCACAUCGCCUUUCAAACUGGCAAUGUUCCACUGAUUCGUAUCCUAAGACGUCACAUGAAGAUUUUAGGCCAAGCCUCAGAUGAAUUUCAAGAACGUUGGACUCUUCCUGAACAAAAUAUAUCCCGGAAUAUAACCCCUCCACUGGAAUUGGGAGUUUUGGGCGGCAAAAUGACGGUGCGGGCGAUCGUGACAAGUGCGGCUCUGCAUCCACAGUCACUCCGCAUACUCAUGAGGGGACGUCCCGAUGCACUGGGCCUGUUCCUCAACCGAUGCAACAAGCAUGGUCGGGUGGAAGAGAUACUGCAUGCUGCAAACGUCACUGGGCUUGAUGUGGCUCAACUGGCAAGGCAGUCUGUGAGCUCAGUCCUUGUGCUCCUCGAUGCUGCAACAAGACCCCCAGCUAUUGAAAAUGAAGGUUGGCACCCUUUACCCACACAAGUCAGCUUUGCCGCCCGAAACAUGUGGGAUUUUGCCUGGAACACUGUGAAUCAAGGGUCAUCCCAACGGACCCUUCUCACAUUCCUGAACCCGGACAAACAUUGGAAGUUCGAUUCAGUCCAAUUCCAUUGUCCAGAAUGGCAUAUCACCUUGACAAACAGAGCUUUUGGAGAGAUUUUGCAGGCAGAUACCGCCGUGUGCAUCAUACCUGACCUGGUCACUCCGGAUGUCUUUACGUGUUUGGCAUCGGCUGGCAUUGACGUCAAGAUACUUGAGCACCGCGUCUUUGGGGCCAUGGUGGAGCAUGUCUUUGAGAAUUUCGUUGCGAAGGUAGAGAUUGUGCGCUCCUUUGUCAACGUGUGGAUCGUGGCCUUGCUGAGCCUUUCUACUUGGGCCUUGAGAAGCUCAACGCAGAGUCUGCAGCAGUCUGAGUCGAAGCCUACAGUCGUGUUGGUCGCUGUUCAAUUUGUUGCCGCCCAGGGAUUCGCUGAUAUCAUGUUGGAAUUCAUGCAGGUCUUCGGUUUGUUCAAAAUGGGCCGUCCUCGGGAUUACCUGCAGUUUGACAAUUUGGUGGACCUCCUUUCGGCCAUCUUGCCCGCGUACCUGUGGAUCGACCCUGAAAGUAGACCGGUGACUGUGUUCGCCAUUUUUGUGUACUGGUCCCGAGUGCUAGGCAUUGCCAGCCUUCGCGAGGCUUUGGGGCAUGAGCUAGAGCCGUUCAGGAAUCUUCUCCGCGGGCUUAUUCCAGCGCUGGUCAUUACCGGCAUUGCCUUUGGGGCUUUCAGCCAUGCCUUCUUCUUCCUCGGCGCUGACUCUCUAGACAAAUCCAUCUACUCUAGCUUCAUUACUCUGAUUACGGCGGGCAUGCCUGAUGAGCCUGAAGGAGACAUGCUUGAUGUGGGGCUCCUUUAUAUGUCUGUGACUUUCUUCUCGGUUUUCAUUCUCAACAUAUUCAUCGGCGUGCUUGGAGAGCAGUACAGCAUUCAGAAGGAGCACUGUGUCGCUCUUUUCAGGCGGCGUCGAGCGGAACUUUGCCUGCGCUACAUGCAGCGCAUGCAUUGUUUGCAACAAUUCCGUGUUUGCUCUGGUGCUUUGGGGCACAUUGUGCUAGCGGGCUCAAUAUUGGCAUGUCUUACUCUUCAGGGUUUGACAGCGCGGGGCGUCGCAGUUCUCAAUGACUCAUGGGAAUUUCCUGUCUAUUUGUCGGUGCUCCUUUGUAUGUACUACAUCGCCCACAGUUCCUUCAACUCCGAAGUGCUUCUGGAUCCCUCAGUGCGUGCUGAUUCGCAAAAACUCUACUAUUUCUGGUGUUGCUAUCCUGUCUCCUUCGACGUUGGUGUCGACGAUGGCGAUGUCAGCGAUGUGGAAGCAGAGGACGAAUAA
Molecule: messenger RNA, 2292 nt
Organism: Symbiodinium sp. CCMP2592
Lineage: Eukaryota; Dinophyceae; Suessiales; Symbiodiniaceae
Source: the annotation of a GenBank genome assembly